UUGAGAACAACUCAAAUCCCUCGUUCCUUCCCCAAAGCCAAAAAAAACCCUAACCCCGCGGACGCCGACAAUCACCCUAGCAGUCACGAUUCGCGCAAAACGCCACUGACCAUCGGCUGUCGUCGCUGGCUAUCGGCCAUCCCUUCCGUCGCUAGCUGUUGUUCACUGGUCGCCCAUCGUCCGCCGACGUCGCUCGCAGAUUCAACGAGUUCGCAGCGAAGUGCAAACUACGGAAGGUCGAUUCCAUGAGCUAUAUGGCGCUUGUACUGUCUUUAGGCUCUUAGUUGUCGACUCGUCUACUACUCUUACGGUACUCUCUCUCUCUCAGCCAUGGCCAUGGCAAAGUUUGAACGUCGAUUUGUGCUCUUGCAGAAAGUUUUAAGAUCUAGAAGGAAUUGGUUGAUUCGAGGGAUCAGAUUUUAGAGUGCGAAACAGUUCUCUAGCAUAAAUUAGCUGAGAAACUACACAAGUAAGGAUGAUUUCUCUCCCUCUGCUUCGUUAAGAUUGUGAUGGAAAUUUAAUGGAAGAUAAUGCCGUAAAAAAGGAUUGAUAAUUGCGCUGAUUAUGGCACUGAGAGUUCCUGUUUGGUAGUUUGUUGAGAAUGUAAACCUGAGGGUUUUGUGUUUUUUUUAUUUAUGUAUAGUUUUUUUUUUUAGUAUGGAUAUUUGAAUUUAUGAGUGAAUGCUUUAUGCAUUAUUUUUUUAACAAUUUAGAACUUGGGUUGUGGGUUUUGUGUAUGUUUACUCAUGGAUUGGAUGUUUAUUUGAACUUUACAGAAUUGUAUAUUUUGAAUUUAUGCUUGAAUUUUAAUGUUUGAAAUUCUAUUUUACAUAAAAUCAAAAUGGAAGAAUUUUUUUUUUUUUUUGAUGAGUUUAAAAUUUUAAUUGAAUCUAAUGGUUUAGUUUGGGUCAGUUUAGUUAACAAUGUUGUAGCGUUAUGACUUUGAUACUGGAUGUUGAUAGUUCUAUGUUGAGAUGAAUGUGUUUAUAUAAUUGUCAUUUUGCAUGGUUUUAAUUGUUUCAUUUUAAUAGAUUUAUUGGAUGGGGAUACUUAAAGACGAAUCAACCUUACUGAAGGGGGAUACAGUUGAAGAUGAUGAAAUGGGGGAUAUUAGUCCUGAAGUGUCUGAAUCUGAAUCGGAGUCUGAAGAUGAAGAUGUGAAGCUGGCUGAACCAACAAAGAAAUCCAUUUACAACAGAGAUGGUCUCCUUGAUAAACUUGGAGAUCUUAGCUGGCCAGAGAAUGUUGAAUGGAUACAUAAGCUUUCUGUUGACAUUGAUCGAGAGCAAGAGGUGGAUGUGAAUGAUGACCUGGCACGAGAGCUUUCUUUUUACACGCAGGCAUUGGAGGGAACAAAGCAGGCGUAUGAGAAGCUUCAGUCAAUGAGACUCCCUUUCCUAAGGCCUUCUGACUAUUAUGCAGAAAUGGUGAAGUCUGAUGUGCACAUGGUGAAAGUGAAGGGUCGACUUUUGGCAGAGAAGAAAAAGAUGGAGGAGGCUGAGGAGAGGAGAAAAGCUAGAGAGUCGAAGAGAAUAGCUAAAGAGGUUCAAGCUCAAAAGCUGAAGGAGAGGGCUAAGCAGAAAAAGGAAGAGAUAGAGUCUGUGAAGAAAUGGAGGAAGCAGAGGCAACAGAAUGGAUUUGCUGAGAAAGAUGGAGAUAUGGGUUUGCCCUUUGAAGAUGGAAAGACAUUUGGAAGGUCAAAUAAAAGGGGGCAAAUGGUGGCUCCUGGAGAUCGUUCUGGUGGAAAGACAAGACUAGGUGGUAAGGGAAAGAAGGGAAUGGAGAAGAAGAUGAAGCAAAGAGAAUCCAAAAAUUCGAGGUUUGGAUUUGGAGGGAGGAAAGGCUUGAAGAAGCAGAACACUGCAGAGACAACAAAUGACUUCAGAGACUUCAACAAAAGCUUGGGAAACAAGAAAAGGAAGAGGUGAAGUUGCAUUCCAUUUUCUUUUAAGAUUCAAGAACUGUUUUACUGUUGGAGAUUCUGCUAUAUCGGAUGAUUUAAAAUUGACAGCACCGGGCUUUUGUAGCCUGAUUUUUGUUUUUUUUCCCCCUAGUUAAUUGGCCUAUGUAUGCAUUAAACUCAUAAAAUUUUGUUUGAAUGAUGUUUGGUGAUUAUAUUA
Molecule: messenger RNA, 2120 nt
Organism: Malania oleifera
Lineage: Eukaryota; Viridiplantae; Streptophyta; Magnoliopsida; Santalales; Ximeniaceae
Product: probable rRNA-processing protein EBP2 homolog
Exons: 2
Coding region: 1041-1928 (295 amino acids)
Biological process (GO): rRNA processing; ribosomal large subunit biogenesis
Cellular component (GO): nuclear periphery; nucleolus; preribosome, large subunit precursor
Source: RefSeq, a predicted model, not a curated record